Molecule: messenger RNA, 9285 nt
Organism: Hypanus sabinus (Atlantic stingray)
Lineage: Eukaryota; Metazoa; Chordata; Chondrichthyes; Myliobatiformes; Dasyatidae
Product: centrosomal protein of 95 kDa-like
Exons: 22
Coding region: 156-3002 (948 amino acids)
Cellular component (GO): spindle pole; centrosome
Source: RefSeq, a predicted model, not a curated record
GGAUGCGUUUAAAUGUACAGGGUCCUCCGGCCAGGCAAGCUGCAUGAAAACACCAUGACAGGGCAGCGAUUGACAUGAGAAAUCAACCCCUGCUUCUCCAAGCCAGAUAGUUUCCCGGAGGGGGUCAAUAAUAUUACCCGCGCUCCUCAGACAGGAUGGAAAUCCCCAAUGAGAGAGAGUGGAUUACUGUUGCCAAUGAUCUUCUUAGCAAGUGCCACAUCAAUCGGAGGGUGACAAAGCUCUGUGAGUGUGACGCAAGCGUGUUUGUUGCACUUUAUGAAGCUAUUCUCGGUGAAAAGGUCCCAGAUUACAUCGCUACCCCCAAAAGCCAAGAAGAUGAUGCCCAUAAUGUACAAGCUGUGAUAGAUUCAUUGGCUUUGGAUUACUUGCAAAUCAGUUUGUCUCACAUAACCGGAGAGAAUAUUAUUCAGAAUAACAAAGAAAGUAUCCGCAAUCUGUUGGAAAUAUUUGAUGGUUUACUGGAAUAUCUCACAGAACAGAUAAGUGAGGAAUCCUCGCAGCCUGAUGAUCCUGACCUGCUAUCCAGUGAAGCAAUAUCUGUAAUUAGAGGUGUACUUCAGGAGGAACUAGGAGCCUCACAUAAAGAAAAGUUACCUGGACCAGGAGACCACUUAUCAAAAGACUCAUCAUCUUCAGUCCCUACGUGGGAUGAAGGUGGAUCUACAUCCACUAAUGAACUCAUUCGACUUGGUGAAUCUGCUUGUACAUAUAGCCACAGAGUGGAUACAGACCUACCUGAAAUUCGAUGGAGUAGUGGCCAGCAAUCAGAAAAACAGUCGAAGCUGGAGACCCGAAGGGAAAAUGGGAUUUGCUCAUUUCCUGCUGGUUCUGUCAUUCGACACAAUGCUAAUCAGGAAGAAAUUCUGAAAUCAGGAAAAGAGUCUCCAGCUAUCUUGCCUCCUGCAACUCAUUCCACUGGACCAAACACUAAUGCUCUGCAGCUUGGGGAACCUAUUCGGCCUGCUAUUCCUUUGCAGUCCCCAUACCACCCUGCCAAGUACAAGUGUCAAAUCCAAGGGGCGAAUCUGCUCAGUUCUCAGCCCAGCUCCCAUUCCGUGAACACGGUUAUGGUCAAUCCAGAAGAUCGUAUUGAUUCCCAGAGAGAAAGUCCAAUCCUUGCCAAAGGACCAAAAGUGGAAUCAGCAUCUAAAGGACAUAAUGUUCCAGAGAGAAGUGAAAAAUGUUCUACAAACAAGUCGCUAUCAAGUUUCCCCUUAGGUUCCUUAAAGGAAAGUGCACUACAGGAGUUGCAAGCUGCAGGAGAGGUUUCAAAGAGGAGCUCUGAGUUGCAGCACGUGACAGGAACUAAUGCAGCAAAUUCUGUCAGUGUUCAGAAGCGAGUUGCAUUCCAAACACAACCAGAUAUCAGAAUGUUAACUUUGCAGAGUAAAACUGAUCAAUGGGAUCAGCUGUUGGAGGAAGAAGAAGAGGUGACAAACCAAUGGGAGGAUUUGGCAGCACGAGGCUCCAGCCGGAAUGACAUUAGCAAAGAAGAAAAUUCCUUUUCAAUAAACCAUAAGGAUCAAAAUGAUCCAAGUGUUUCAUUUCAAGAUGAACCUCUUUCUCACCGAAGAGCCAAGAAUAUUCUCGCAGAAGAGGAGCUGCACGAAAUGUCUGAGAACCUAUCCCAGAAACUGCAUCAACUUGACCUGAUGCUGAAACGCGCACUGAAUGACAAAUGUGAAGUUCAUGAUUUUAAAGAAGAAGAUAAACUAUCACAGCACAGUGACAGCAUCACAGAAUAUCGAAGGAUUCAUCGUUUGCCAGUGACGCCACUCCUCAGGAAGCCAGCACGUGCCCGAGCGCGCUCGCUCUCACCGUCACCCCCUCGGCAAACUCUACUGGCCGAGUUUGAAGACGCUCUCAAUAAAGAUUCAAAGGGUGAAAUGCGGAAAAUUCGCAGAGAGCUGCAGCAGGAAAUGGACCUGCAAAGGAUGAAAGCAAAGGUUGUGAAUGAACAUUACAGACAAGAACUGGAAAAUUACAAGAAAAAAGAGAAAGCAAAAAUUGGAAGAGAAAAGUCUAAAGUCAAGAAAACAGAACAAGAAUAUAAAGAAAAUAUCUUCAAAGAGACUCCAAGAACCCUUCAGCCAGAGAGAGUUUACUCUGCAAAAACCACACCACGAAAGCCAAAGCAUGGCCAGUGGACACCAACAGGAGUGGCAAAGCCAAGGAAAGCAACACCGAUGAAGGUACAUGAUAACGACCUCCUUCCUUUGCUACUUGAAGAGUUCCCCUAUCUUUCAGUCUCUCCACACACAAUGAACCGAAUGUGGAAGCAGCAGUUCAGGCAGAUAGAACAGCUGACUAGGUCCAGUUCUGAACAAGACCGGAGCCAAGCUAAACUCCAGUCAGCUAUUGAAGACGCCCGAAGAAAGCAUGAUCUGCUGAUGGACAUCAUUAAAAAAGAACAGGAUCAUAACCAGCGGCUGAAAGAGUUUAAGGAACGAAUCCGGCAACAGAAGUUGGCCCAAAACAAGAUGAAGGAACAGAGGCAGCAGAUUGCUCGUGCCAAGAAAUACUACAACGACUAUCACGUCCAGCUCUGUGCAAAGAUGAUGAGAGCAAGGACUCGCGAAGAAAGGAUUUUCAAGAACUUGUUUGAAGGGGGCUUGGAGAUUCAGAAGGAGAGACUGCGUGAGUUGAAGGCUUAUGCCAAAGAGAAAAGGGAGGAGCACAAGAAGCGACAACAGGAGGAGCUGGAGUCCAUGGAGAAUUAUUAUCGAGAUCAGUUUUUAAUGCUGGCGGAAACUCUGGCACAAGAGCGGCAGAAAGUUCACAUGCGAGAGGCGGCACAGAACAAGGCCCUCCAGAAGUUGAAGAAUGAACUACGUGUAAAGAUGGAGAAGGAGAUCCGAGAGCUGCAGGAAAUGAUUACACGUGACGAUGACGAUGUGUACUUCAGAGAACUGGAGGCUGAGCGUGCCCAGCGCCAGGUGCAGAUGGCCUCGUUUCAGUACAGCAAGACCCCAACGCUGUAAACAUCUGCUAAUGGUCAACCAAGUCCUGCAGUUUUUUUUAAAAAAAGGGCUCAACUAAUUCAAAGCACAACCCUAUGUUCCUAAAGCUCAGAGAUACACAAGUGGAUAUGCAUUGAACUGCGGUAGGGUGAGAUCACGUCCUCCGCCACUGACACUCUUGCUAGGCUUGUCUUUUAACAAACUCUUUUAAAAACAAAUUACUGAUAAUCUGAAGGUCAGUUUUUACCUCUGUAUAGUCCAUGAAGACUGUAUGAUACUGUCUCCUGAGAUGUUUUAGUAUAAAUACUACUUUGAUUAUUACUAUUCUUCCAAGAUCAAUGCUGAAUUAGUGAUCAGUUUUUCUGUUGCAUCUCAGCUACUUGAUCAUCUUCAGCACUCGACAUGGUUGCGUACACAUUAUCCCUGUCUGACACUAAUACCGUAAAGCCCAAGUGUUCCAAAAUUACUUUGUACAUUUAUCUUGUACAGUAGAUAACUAGACUGGAAUAUUGAAGGAAGUUACAUUAACAAUUUUUCUAUGCAAUCAUGUUUUUUUGAAACUAUGUUCUAAUUUAUUAAAAUUUUUGCUACCUAAAUAUUUCAAACUAAAUACUCUGUGUGAUUUGGUUCUAAGUUUAUUUUUACUUCAUAGUUCUUGCCAAAGCAACAAGUAGGGACAUUGCUUUAUUGUAAGGUGCAUUAAUUUGAGAUGUUAAGUAAGCACCAAUCAUUCUACUCACAGGUCUGUACAACUUCUAAUAAAACUACACCAAGCCCAUUGAAAUCAACUAGAUUAGUCCUGAACUAUUGAUCAAAACAGUUGUCUGACCUGAGUGAUAUUAGAAUCAGGUUUAUUAUCACCGGCAUGUGUCGUGUAGUUUGUUAACUUAGCAGCAGCAGUUCAAUUCAAUACAAUACAUAAUAUGGAAGAAAAAUAAAUAAAUCACAGUAUAUGUGUAUUGAAUAGAUUAAAAAUUGUGCAAAAACAAAUUAUAUAUAUAUUUAAAAACUGAGGUAGUAUUCACAGGUUUAAUGUCCAUUUAGGAAUCGGGUGGCAGAGAGGAAGAAGCUGUUCCUGAAUCACUCAGUGUGUGCCUUCAGGUAACAGUGAGAAAAGGGCAUGCCCUGGCUGCUGGGGUUCCUUAAUAAUGGACACGGCUCCUUGAAGAUGGGUACUUUGUAAGUUAGUACCCAAGAUGGAGCUGACUAAAUUUACAAUCCUUUUCAGCAGCUUUUGGUCCUGUGCUGUAGUUCCAUCCUCCCCGCCCCCCCCCCCCCACCCCUUACCAGAGUGAUGCAGCCUGUCAGAAUGCUCUCCAUGGUAUAUCUGUAGCAGUUUUUGAGUGUUUUUGUUGACACACCAAAUCUCUUUAAACUCCUAAUGGAAAAACAGCUUUGAUCAACUUUGCUUUUAAAACUGGGACAGUUGUUAAAUGUUGGCUUUGUUAAUUUUGAAACAAAGAGGAAAUUAAGGAAAGAUCUGGGCUUGGCAAGUGGAGGUGGGGGUGAACUCAUCUGCUGAGAUGUUUUAUAAUGGUCAGUUGUCUUUGCCCAUAUGCACCCAACUUGGGCCAUGGGUCAAGUUGAAAAUGAGCAGCGCUUUUAUCAUUCCACUUUCAUAGAGAGAGGCAGGAUCAUAAUACAACAGCACAAUUCAGUUGUGAAAGCCCUGAACUUGGUCAAACUUGGUCUCUUUAAAAAAAAAAGUGGUUUGGGAUACCUACGGAAAACAGCAAAAUGCUUCAUGUCUGGAAAACACUGACACAGUGGAAAGGAUAUUUGUACAAGCUAGCACAGAGAGGAAUGAGUUGUGAUCAUGGCCUUCAGUGUUCACUGCAAGUUAGUUUUGACUGUUCAGAGUGCUGUUCCUACUGUUCGUUAAUUUCCUGGUUUAAAAAAAAGUAUUAAACCUUCUAGCUAUCCUUCUUCCCUACACUCUCCCCCACCUUUUUAUGCUAGAGUCUUUUCCCUUCCUUUCCUGUCCCGAUGAGGAGACUCGGCCUGAAAUGUGGACUGUUUAUUUAAUUCCAUUGAUGCUGCCUGACCUGCUGAAUUGCUCCAGCACUUUUUGUGUAUUGUUUCAAAGUAAUGCUUGGUAAUGUUUUCAAACAGAUAUUGAACAAGGACAAGACCAGGCUGAAAUCAAAACUAUUGCACUGCCAACUUUAUAGUGCCUAUAAAAAGUAUUCACCCCCUACCCUGGAAGUUUUCUUGUUUUACAACAUUGAAUCAGUGGAUUUAAUCUGGCUUUUUUGACACUGACCAACAGAACAGAAUCCUUUUAUAUCAAAGUGAAAACAAAUUAAAUUAUUAAACCCAAAAUAACUGAUUGCCUAAUUACUCACCCCUUCAGGUCAGUAUUUGUUAGAUGCACCUUUGGCAGCAAUUGUCUGGACACUGUGAUUUUUUUUCCCCCAUUCUUCUUUACAAAACUGCUCAAGCUCUGUCAGAUUGCAUGGGAAUCAUGAGUGAACAGCUAUUUUUAAGUCCAGCCACAAAUUCUCGAUUGGAUUGGGUUCUUGGCUAUGACUUGGCCACGGCAGCACAUUGUUUUUAAGCCAUUCCUGUUAGCUUUGGCUUUAUGCUUACGGUCAUUGUCUUGCUGGAAAACAAAUCAAGUCACAGUUCUCUUGCCGUCUUCAUCAGGUUUUCCCUGUAUUUUGCUGCAUUCAUUUUACUCUCUGCUUUCGCAAGCCUUCCAGGGCCUGCUGCAGAGAAGCAUCCCCACAGCAUGAUGCGGCCACCACCAUGCUUCGCAGAAGUGAAGGUAUAUUUUGACAAUGUGCGGUGUUUGGCUUACAUCAAACUUAGCGUUUAGUCUGAUGGCCAAAAAAUUCAACUUUGGUUUCAUCAUACCAUAGAACCUUCUUCUAGCUGACUUCAGAGUCUUUCCACGUGCCUUCUGGCAAACUCUAGCCGAGAUUUCAUGUGAGUUUCUUUUCAACAGUGGCUUUGACUUUGCACUCUCCCAUAAAGAUGUGACUGGUGAACUACCCAGGCAACAGCUGUUGACUGCACACAGGUCUCCAAAAGCAGAUCUCCAUUUAACUAAUUAUGUGAUUUUUAAAACCAAUUGGUUGCACCAGUGAUGAUUUGGUGUGUCAUAUUAAAGGGAGGGGGUGAAUACUUAAUUAUUUUGUUUUAUUUGUAAUUAAUUUAGAUCACUUUGUUUCACUUUGACAUGAAAAUCUUUUUCUGUUAAUCAGUGUCACAGAGUCAAAUUAAAUCCACCGUGAUUCAAUGUUGUAAAACAAUAAAACAUGAAAACUUUUUAUAGGCACUAUACCAUUUAGUAAUAAUUCUUUAAUGAAUACAGUGCCUAUAAAAAUAUUCAAUUUUGUGGGAAGGGAAAAUGGGACUAAGGAUGUAAUGAGGCAUGUGCAGAAUUAUCUUGUAAAACUUUUUUAAAAAUAUAUAAUAAAUUGUAGAUAAGUGUAGUUAGGACCUAUUUUGGUUUUAGGCAGUUUUUGAGUACUGCCAAAAUGGGAGGAACAUCCCCAAAAACCUACUUGGAAACCUUUUCUCCUACUAACAAACAGAGCUUUGCCUUGGUGCACAUUUCCCAUCAGAAAUUCUGAAGGCAUCCUAGCAGACUCCUACCUAGGUACUUGAUUUAUAAGUUUAGUUGUCACAAUGACUGCAUUUCCCGGCAGAAUGCAGAGCAAGUUCAUGUAGGUGUGAAUAAAAUAGAGUUACUGCCAGAUUUUAUCAAAUCUCUGGGUUCCUGCAAAUAUAUUCUUCUGAAGUCUGGACAAGUAGGUUUCAAAUUACCAACAGCUUGCUGAACCAGUUAUCGAUCCCACACAUCAAGCUGGUUUUACCACUUUGAUUCUGUUGCACCAACCAAAGCCUAAAGUUGAUGCAUCUUAUUUAUUCAAACAGCUUCUGAACAACAAACAAAUUUUGCCAAGCACCAAGAUAGCUGAAAGCAAGUCAAUACCCAGCAAGACAUUCUGGCCACUUGGGUGGUUCAUAUUCAAUGCUUUACUUGUGCUACACUUUGCUUAAAAGGGCAAAACAUUCGAAAAUGACUUUGCCAUGUUCUCCUGUUUGUUCAUGACAGAGAUCCGACAGGCCAGUUCACCAAGAAAGUGGAUGCUCCCAUGACAGAAUGAGUUUUGUAAGUCCCCUCCUGAAGUCAUUGCAGAACUCCCAUCUGACCACCUGAGAGCCAUUUCAAGGACUACUUUCCCCACAGAUGUGGUCACCCAGGCACCAAGAAUAUAGUUGCGCUUAUAGCUGGACAUUAAGUAUACAGUAAUUUCUGUGGUAAGCAUUCACACCUUGAGAGAGUGAUGUCAAAAUUUUAAAAAUCAUGUAUUUAAAUAAAUUAUGCAUGAGUCACACACUCCAACUCUACCUAAAGAUAUUUUUCCUACACAUGCCACCUACUUAAAUUCCACACCUUUGCUUAUUUACCCUCCUCCUGAACAUGACCCAUUAAUCAGCUAUUUCCUUUUAAAAAUUUAGGUAUCAUAAUUUAGCAAGAUUUGCAUGAGAGAGUUUUGUAUUUUGAUCUUAGUCUCUGCUUUUUGUGAUUUCCAUAUAUUUCAGCCCUCUUGUUAAUGUCACGUUGAACAGUCAAAGGCAGGAUCAUCUGUCAAUUCUUUAUCUUAGAAUUUGCAGCAGGAAGAAAAAGGUUUUAAUUCCUCAGGUCUCUCUGCAUAGUAACAGUGCCAAUAUUCAGAAUCAAGUUAAUUAUCUCUGACAUAUGUCACAAAAUUCAUUGUUUUUCAGCAGCAGUACAGUGCAAUACUAGGAAUUACAGUAAUAUAUAAAAUGAAAUAAUUACUGCAAAAGGAGAGCAAAAAAAUAAAAGUGAAAAACAGGCUAAACAUUGCUGGUUGCCUUUCAAUGUUGUUCUGUCAUACCUUUAGCACCUUUCCCUUCUGCACAUAAAACCUCACAACUAUAAAAAUAUAUAUUUUCUUGUUUUAUUUCUUUAACACCUUCACUUUAAAGUCAAAGUAAAUUUAUUAUCAAAGUGUGUGUAUAAUACCUUAUACUACCCUGAUUCAUUUUCUUGCAGGCACUUAAACUGAAUCUGUCUCUUGUCUGCCCAUCCUGUUAUUCCCUUCCCCCCAACUUAGUUCAUCCAGUGGGUCCAGUUGAGGAGUUUCGUUUCUGAAUUGAGAACGUUAUAGAUUUGCAAUAUUAGCACGGAGAUGGCACAUUGAAAUAUUCACAUCAUACUGUAAACAAUUUUGAUGCCCAUAUCUCUUAUAAUAUAGAGCCCCAGAGCACAGAAACAAGCCUUUAGGCUCAUUUAGUCCUUGCUGAACUAUUAAUCUGCCUAGACCCUUUGACCUGCACCUGACCAUAGAGACACCAAAGGUGGAGGGGAAAAAUACAAUGAUGUCAGAAUUCAAGAGGCCUUUACACAUCAGGAAAGAUUCAACAGCUGGGUCUCUUUUGUGUGAAAUACUGAGGGCCACAAUCUAACUGAUUAUGGAAUUUAGCCAGGCUAGACUGAGAGGUUUCCAUGGCAGUGACUUUUUUUUAUAUACAAGGUGGUCAUGAAUAAAUCCAACAGGAAAUUCUUUCAGUAGUGGGUUUGUGAAAGUCAGGAACUCACUGCCAGAGACAAUAAUUGAAGAAAGUAACAGAGACAUCCAUGGAAAUCCAGAUAACCACAGGGAGAAAAGAAGUUGAAGACAUCUUAAUGGGGUUAGAUCAAGUGUGAAAGGAGGCUUGUGUCAAAUGUGACCACUAGCAAGGAUCUGUUGGACUAGAUUAACCAUUCCUGUGCCUCAAGUACUUCGUAACUGUAAAAUAUGUAAGUUCCUUGUUCAAAACAAAUCAACAACUGCUUUUGGAUGUGAAGGUACUUUUGAAUUCAAUGAACUUUCAAAGCUAAUGAAUUAUUUUUCAAGCACAAAUACUUAAAUGAAUGGCUUUACUUUGUAAUUAUGUAAAAUCAUUGAAUAUAUUGUAUUUUAAAGGGAAUUUUCAAAAGAGUUGAAUUCAAAACCUGAAUACUUAAUUGUUCCGUACCUGUUACUCAUUAGAUUAAGCCUCAUACACAGAGCUGGAAUGCAAAUAUUAUAAAUUAAAAAGGUGAAUACUUAUGAUUUUAAUUUGGAUGAAAAUUUGAAAUCAGCACAUUAACAGUCAAUAAGGCUGCAAAAAGUCAAAUAUACAGAACUGUCAGUUGACACCACAGAGAAUAUUAGAGUCAAUCCAAUUGUUGACAGUUUCAUAACUAGGUCGCAAUUAUCAUUUUAAAAUAAUUCAGUUUGUGAAUUUUUUUGUAUUUGUCACCAAUAUUUGACUUGAUUAAUGAAAUUAAAAAACUGUCACAUCA